Cetraspora pellucida is the source of this 255-nucleotide messenger RNA. The record is from the annotation of a GenBank genome assembly. NCBI's taxonomy places the organism in Eukaryota, Fungi, Glomeromycota, Glomeromycetes, Diversisporales, Gigasporaceae.
AAAAGAAAGUCAGAGUCAGAGUACUGCAAGACUCAAGCAAUUACUAUUCUUUUAAAUGGGUUACAUUAUCUAAAAAAAAUUGAUAAACAUGAACAUGCUCCUCAAACCAGCAGUGGUGAAAUUGCUCAAGUUGUUGCUUGUAUCAAACAACAAGCUUGGGAUACACAAGAUGCUCCCUCUAAAAUAAUUCAAAAUAAUAUUGCCACUAUUCCAAAAAAUCUUUCUCCUUAUAUGCCCACACAAGAGGCUUUCUGA